Balaenoptera acutorostrata (minke whale) is the source of this 3317-nucleotide messenger RNA. It is a transcript of the gene BCL10, whose product is annotated as BCL10 immune signaling adaptor. The coding region runs from base 264 to 965 and encodes 233 amino acids. Lineage: Eukaryota; Metazoa; Chordata; Mammalia; Artiodactyla; Balaenopteridae. Gene Ontology annotation, biological process: apoptotic process; adaptive immune response; positive regulation of extrinsic apoptotic signaling pathway. The record is from RefSeq and is a predicted model, not a curated record. Gene Ontology annotation, molecular function: protein kinase B binding; kinase activator activity; transcription coactivator activity. The transcript is spliced from 3 exons. Gene Ontology annotation, cellular component: cytosol; CBM complex.
CUCUUGGAGAGGGAAGGAGCGGGAACCUGAUCUCCGCGUCGGGAAGCUUAGGUCGGCUGAGCCCUCGGCUCCCAAAGGCAGAGCCGGAAGCGCUACAGUUUGACCCACGAGUCCAUCUGUUUUCGAAGGCGUAGCCCUCUUCCUCCCGACCCUCUCCGCCUCCCCUUCUGCCCUUUCAUCCGGAGGCCGAAUCCCCCAGCCUGGGCGGGGCGGCGCAGCCCGAGCUCCCGCACCCGGAAGAAGCGCCAUCUCCCGCCUUCACCAUGGAGCCCACUGCGCAGUCCCUCACCGAGGAGGACCUGACUGAAGUGAAGAAGGACGCUUUAGAAAAUUUGCGUGUAUACCUGUGUGAAAAAAUCAUAGCUGAGAGACAUUUUGAUCAUCUACGUGCAAAAAAAAUACUCAGUAGAGAAGACACUGAAGAAAUUUCUUGCCGAACAUCAAGUAGAAAAAGGGCUGGAAAAUUGUUAGACUACUUACAAGAAAACCCCAAAGGACUAGAUACCCUGGUUGAAUCUAUUCGGCGAGAAAAAACACAGAACUUCCUGAUACAGAAGAUUACAGAUGAAGUGCUAAAACUUAGAAAUAUAAAACUAGAACAUCUGAAAGGACUGAAAUGUAGCAGCUGUGAGCCUUUUCCAGUUGGAGCCACAAACAACCUCUCCAGAUCAAAUUCAGAUGACAGUAAUUUCUCUGAAAAACUGAGAGCAUCCACCGUCAUAUACCAUCCAGAAGGAGAAUCCAGCACAGCCCCCUUUUUUUCUACUGAUUCUUCUCUGAAUUUGCCUGUCCUAGAAGUAGGCAGAACUGAAAACCCCACCUUCUCUUCAACUAUGCUUCCUAGACCUGGGGAUCCUGGGGCUCCUCCUUUGCCACCAGAGCUGCAGUUAGAAGAAGAAGGAACUUGUGGAAACUCUAGUGAGAUGUUUCUUCCCUUAAGAUCACGUGCUCUUUUGCGGCAAUGACAGUUUACUGCCUUUUAAUUUUUUUAAUGAUGACAAAAAAUAUUUGAAAGGAUAUGAAUCUUACAAAAUUGCUGUAAUGACUUAUUAACAUUUGAUACAUGUCUUAAAAUGCAACGUAAACAUACUUUGUAAAUAGAAUUUUUUAGAAUAAAAGAAGCAUACUUGUAGAUAGCUAAAGUAAGUCGUGUUGAUCAUGUACUCCAGUAUUUUCUCUUCAUUUUUGAGGUAAUUUAGUGUUUUCACUUUUGUUUUAUGUUUUAAGACUAAUUUUAAUAGAGAACAUUUCUCUAUUUGAGAAUAGAGUCUUAGGCUGGGAACAAUGUUUCUUCUCUGUGCAUUUGUGCUAAUAAGUUUCACAGUCUAAUAGUCCUUUCCAACCAUUCAACAGUACAUUUUCAGAAUUAAGCUGUUCGUAUUCGGUAAUAAAGCCAAUCACUGCUGGGAAAACUGCCAGCAUACAGAAAAGAAUCUUUUUCCCACUCAAUUGGGCUUACAGGCACUUAUAAAGUCCCCUUCUGAUUCAGAGGAAUAUCUAUCUAAUGGAGUUUGAGCCACCUACGGUGUCAAUUUGCCAAAAUACAUUUCUUAUUAAUCUUACUAAUUAAUACUACUUUCUUAAGAUUUUCACACUCUUUGCUUUAUCAUUUUCAUUCCUAAAGAAAAAUCUUGGCAUAAACUUCAGUUAUUACAUAUAAUUUAAUGAGAUUUUAAAAAUACUUUUUCUGUACUUUUUGUUCCCUUUUAAUGAGGACCACUGUACAGUUGAAAUAAUUAGAACAAAAUGGUUUUUGUGUGUGUAUAUGUGACAAUUCUGUUUUUAGUACUAUUUGGAACAAGCGGGCCAUUAGCUAGAUAUGUCUUUUUGUUCUAUGACAAAGUUUGACUAAUUUUACAAAUUUAUAAAUCUUUCAUUGUUUUCAUUAAACUAUAUCUAUUUCUAGAUAUCUGUCUCAUAUAUAUUUCCACUACUUGCAAAAAGCAGAGAUGGAAAUAUGCUAUUAAGAAUAAAUGUUAAGUUGUAGUGCUGUGUUUUGGAAGUUUCAAAUUUUUCAAUAGGAAAUAAAUACCUAAAACUUUUUUUAUAUGUACCAAUUUUAAUAGGAAACAUUAAUUCAGGUUGUGAGAUGGAGUUGCACUUCUGGAUGGACUGAUGAAAUUAUCAAUCAUGAAGAAGAUUGGCAUAUUGACUUUAAAAAAAUUUUAAAGACUGGGUGAUUUUUGUAGUAUAAACAUUUUCUAAUGAUUAUGGAGAAAUAUGUUUCACCUCCAGGGUAGCAUAACAAAAUAGUGGCAAUUUAAAAAAAAAAUAGUGGCAUAAUACUUAAAGAAACCUUUUUCAAAAGCAGAAGCAAGCUUUUCAUUUCAUUAAAAUAAAAUUUGAUAUGCAGUUACUUUUUUAAAAAUUUAAAUAGGAUUUAUUUGGAAUCAAAGAUCAUAAUUUAGAUAUGGUGUAGCACCUAUAUUUAUAGUUUUCUUUCAGACUGUUGACUAACUAUGUAGACAGUAAAAUUAAGGUUUGUUUUUUUUUUAAUUUAUUUUAUUUUUGGCUGUGUUGAGUCUUUGUUGCUGCACGCGGGCUUUCCUCUGGUUGCGGCGAGCAGGGGCUACUCUUCGUUGCAGUGCGCGGGCUUCUCAUGCGGUGGCUUCUCUUGUUGCGGAGCACGGGCUCUAGGCGCGCGGGCUUCAGUAGUUGUGGUGCGUGGGCUCAGUAGUUGUGGCUCGUGGGCUCUAGAGCGCAGGCUCAGUAGUUGUGGCGCACGGGCUUCAUUGCUCCACGGCAUGUGGGAUCUUCCCAGCCCAGGGCUCAAACCCGUGUCCCCUGCCUUGGCAGGCAGAUUCUUAACCACUGCGCCACCAGGGAAGCCCUAAAAUUAAGGUUUUAACAAACUUAGGCUUUUGGUUUUCUGAAUCCUAUGAAAUCAGUUUAUUUUUCCUUUAAACACUGAAAACCAGCUGUUGCCAAAAAUGUAUAAAUUUGAAUGACAGUGUGACAUGAUAUAGUGCAAUUGGUUAUUGGGUUGAUUAAUGCAGCAGUGAAAAUUAUCACUUAAUAUAAAAAUAACACCUUCGAGCUCACUUUUUUAAAUUGCUUUUAAAAAAAUUGAGACUUUUUUAGAGCAGUUCUAGGUUUACAGAAAACUUGAGCAGAAAGUACAGAGUUCCCAUAUACCCCCUGUUUCCUACAUUAACGUCUCACAUUAGUACAUUUAUUAGAAUUGAUGAACCAGUCUUGAUACAUUAUUAUUAACUAAAGUUAAUAGUUUACAUUAGGAUUCGUUCUUUGUGUUAUACAGUUCUACAUGUUUUGACAAAUGCAUAGUGACAUGCAUCCACCAUUAUAUUAUCACACAG